Messenger RNA from Sander lucioperca (pikeperch), 1144 nucleotides. Its product is annotated as leucine-rich repeat-containing protein 30-like. The transcript has 8 exons. Bases 232 to 1131 code for a protein of 299 amino acids. NCBI's taxonomy places the organism in Eukaryota, Metazoa, Chordata, Actinopteri, Perciformes, Percidae. The record is from RefSeq and is a predicted model, not a curated record. Gene Ontology annotation, molecular function: protein binding.
UUCAUCUCUGUGAACAAUCAUUUGUUUCCAUCAGUGAUCCAGAAUGAAAAGCUGCAGACUUUAGGACAGUUUUUCUGGAUUUUACUUAAAUUUGUUUAAAAUCUGCAGAAACUUCUGCGUCUGCAGCUUCGCUGUGACUCUGAUAAUGAGAAGAACUUCUGCUGCUCUCGUUGUUUCGGCUUCUUGCAAACUUAUAAAAAUGUGACGAGGAAGAAAACGAGGGAGAGAGAGAUGGGAGGAGCGGUGUGCAGAGCGGGGGGGAAGGAGGAGAAGAGAAGGAGCGUGGGGGGGGAGGACAGUCUGACAUCAGCUGACAGAAUCCGUCGAUUCGCCGUCAGACAGUUUGGAUUCAAUGUCCUGAGUCUGGCUCGCAGAGGACUUAAGGACGUCCCAGAUGAACUGUGGGAGCUGCUGGAGUUGCAGAAGUUAAAUCUUUCUCUCAACAGUCUGAAGCUUCUUCCUCCUCAGCUGACUCUGCUCUGCAACCUGGAGGUGCUCAACCUCUGGGGGAACCAGUUGUGUGUCUGUGUGCAGCUCAGCAGUCUGCCGGCAGAGAUCGGACGAAUGAAGAAACUCCGAGUUUUAUUCGUCUACAGAAACAGACUGACAGAAGUUCCUACAGAGCUGGCAGCGUGCACGCAACUCGAGGUUCUGAGUUUGGCCAACAACCAGUUGUCCUCGCUGCCCGACUCGCUCUGCAGUCUGACCCGCCUGAAGAAACUCAACCUCAGCCACAACAACAUCUCGUACCUCCCGGCCUGCGUCGGCAGCAUGAAGGCUCUGGUGUUCCUCCACCUCUCCUGUAACCGUCUGGAGAAUCUGCCAGAGAACAUCCGGUCUCUGGUGGAGUUAAAGAUCCUCAUCGUGGAGGGAAACAGCCUCCACUCUCUGCCCAAAGCCCUCUGCUACCUCACCAGGUUGGAGCUGCUGAAUCUGGACUUUAACGACAUCAAGGACGUUCCUCAGGAGUUGUUCCGUCUGUCCCGUCUCCAGAGACUUGCCGUCCAUCCACUGGAUAAAGGGUUGCACCUCGUCCACAACCCGCUGCAGAAACCCGUCAGGGAGGCGCUGGAAGGGGGGGGGCUCAGCAGCCUGUUCAGCUACCUGAGGGCAGGGGGCGGGGCUUAUUAACACCUGGGGGUGG